AUGAUGUGCCUCCUGCUCGCCCUGGGCCUGGCCCUCACGUGUGGCACCCAGGCUCUCAGCGUCAUCCGGACCAUGGAGGACCUGGACAUCCAAAGGGUGGCAGGGACGUGGCACUCCGUGGCCAUGGCGGCCAGCGACAUCUCCUUGCUGGACACCAAGAGCGCCCCCCUGAGAGUGAACGUGGAGGAGCUGAGGCCCACGCCCCAGGGCGACCUGGAGAUCUUCCUGCAGAAAAGGGAGAAGGAUGGGUGUGUUAAGGAGAAAAUCAUCGCAGAAAAAACCGAGAUCCCUGCUGUGUUCAAGAUCAACUUCCUGAAUGAGAAUAAGAUCUUCGUGUUGGACUCCGACUACACAAACUACCUGCUCUUCUGCAUGGAAAACACGGCUGACCCCGAGCGCAGCCUGACCUGCCAGUACCUGGCCAGGACCCUGCAAGUGAACGACGGGGUCAUGGAGAAAUUCAACAAAGCCAUCAAGCCCCUGCCCAUGCACAUCCGGCUCUCCUUCAGCCUGACCCAGCUGGAAGAGCAGUGCCGCGUCUAGGUGAGCUCCUGCCGGCGCCCUGGAGGGCCCGGGAGCCUUGGCCCCUCUGGGGACAGAUGACGUCACCCCACCUCCCCCACCAGCAGGGUCAGGAGGCACCAGGACCAAGGUCACCCCUCUUGGGACCCAGGCCCCUCCGGGCCCCACCUGGGGUCUCCUGCUCG
This is a messenger RNA of Globicephala melas (long-finned pilot whale), 707 nucleotides long. RefSeq names its product beta-lactoglobulin-like. Gene Ontology annotation, molecular function: small molecule binding. The record is from RefSeq and is a predicted model, not a curated record. Lineage: Eukaryota; Metazoa; Chordata; Mammalia; Artiodactyla; Delphinidae.